UUCAUUCCAUUCCAUUGCUAAUUUCUCCUUCAAGAAGAGUAUCGGAAAAGAAAGAUAACUCUGGGUGUGCGCCGUGUUUGACCUCAAAGAUGUUUUCUCAGAUGCUGUUUAAAUUCCACAGCAUGAAGAUACUGGGACUUUCAGAGAAACUAUUUUCCAGAGGAUACAGUACUUUGAAUUCCACAAAAAGCAGCGUGCAAUCAGUGUUGUUUAACCAAAAAUGCUGUUCAGACAAUGUUCACCUGGGUCCAGUCAAGAGCAUGAAUUAUAUUGAAAAUUCAGUUCUUAAUAAAGGUUUUCAUACAUCAUCUCAGUCAAGAGCCAAUUAUCGAGUGUAUUACAGACCAAGCGCAUUAAAACGUAUGCGAAAACAUGGCUUAGAGAAAAGACUCAGUCAACCAAGUCAGCGUGAAAUUUUGUUCAGAAGAAUAUUGAAAGGCCGGAAAAAUAUGACAACAUUUGACAGAUUCAUGAAUGAUUUACCUGAUCAUUUUCUAAAACCAAAAGGAAAGAGAGUUGAAUUGACUGAUCCAAAAAGAGGCUACAAGUCAAUAAUUAAAAAGAAGGAUAAGUUUAUAUUCAAAGAAAUAUGAAGUGUUCCUAGAGAUUUUUAUAUAGAAAUAACUUUACUUGCUUGUAUUGAACCAAAGCUAAUGAUAUAGUUUCUAAACUAAAUUCAUAAUUUUCAAAGAACAAGUUAUAAGGAAUAUAGUGAUUUCUUGCAUUUUUUUUACGUUGUCUGUUACAAAUGAUAAAUGUUUUGGUAAAUCAUUGAAAAUUAACUUACUUGCUUUAGUUUCUACAAGUAUUUAAAAAUAUCAUAUUUCAGCCUUCCAGAGGACAAUAUGCAGAAUGAUGACAACAUAUACAUGUUUAAUGUAAUAUCAAAACAACAACUGUUGUUAUAGUAUUCUAUUUGCUCAUAUGUUUAAUAAAAAAAGUUAGAUCAAUUUAAUGUAACAUAGAAA
Messenger RNA from Ruditapes philippinarum (Manila clam), 968 nucleotides. RefSeq lists its product as uncharacterized. The record is from RefSeq and is a predicted model, not a curated record. The coding region runs from base 90 to 593 and encodes 167 amino acids. Gene Ontology annotation, biological process: translation. NCBI's taxonomy places the organism in Eukaryota, Metazoa, Mollusca, Bivalvia, Venerida, Veneridae. The transcript is spliced from 2 exons. Gene Ontology annotation, molecular function: structural constituent of ribosome. Gene Ontology annotation, cellular component: ribosome.